Molecule: messenger RNA, 1683 nt
Organism: Oncorhynchus gorbuscha (pink salmon)
Lineage: Eukaryota; Metazoa; Chordata; Actinopteri; Salmoniformes; Salmonidae
Product: gastrula zinc finger protein XlCGF26.1-like
Exons: 2
Coding region: 200-1504 (434 amino acids)
Biological process (GO): regulation of transcription by RNA polymerase II
Molecular function (GO): DNA-binding transcription factor activity, RNA polymerase II-specific; RNA polymerase II cis-regulatory region sequence-specific DNA binding
Source: RefSeq, a predicted model, not a curated record
AGUAGGAUUGGGAAUGAGUUUGUUUUGAUUCUUUUUUUGUGGAGUAAAAGAAAGACCACUGAAUUUAGGACGUGUCGGGGGCUCUUUGAUACCAAAGACUCCAUAUUCACUCCUUGCUGUGUGAAAAGUGAAUGUGAUCAGGAGGACCCAUGUCAAGAAACCAUACUAUCUAAAUAACCAAAUACUGAAUCCACUGAAAAUGUCGAAACUUCAGUCGUUGCGUGUGUUUUUAAAUGAUCGUUUAACGGCGGCUGCUGUGGAGAUUUUCGGUGCAGUUGAGAAAACGGUAGUGGAGUACCAGGAGGAGAAUGAUCGGCUACGGAGACUGCUGCGGAGGACACCAGAGAUACAACUAUGUAGAAUAGACUCCCUGCAGCUCUCUGUCUCUGAAGAGGAGGUUCCCCCUGAGCAGCAGCACUGUGAGCAGGAGUGGAGCCCCAGUCUGGGGCAGAAGGACCCAGAGACCAAACAGAUUAAAGAGGAACAGGAGGAAGUCAGGACCAGUCAGGAGGAAGAGCAGCUUCAAGGGGUGGAGCCUGAUAUCAUAGAGUUCAUAUUCUCUCCUUCCUGUUUGAAAAGAGAAUGUGAUCAGGAGGACCAAACCCAGACUGUGGAGAACAGAGAGAGAGACCCAGUGGAUCUCAAACCUUUUGGCACUGUGACCCACCUAAAGGGUCUCUACAUUCCCUGUGACCCUCCAGGUAAUCAAAACAAUGCCUCCAGACACAGUUCAGCUGUAAGCAGCGACCCAGUAGGACUUGACAGUAGCCCACCAUUGGAUCCCAGUCCACCAAUGGGGGAACACUGUUCCAAACCCAACACCACGCCUAGAAAAACUAGCCACUUUCGUGACUGUGGAGAAACAUUUGCUCUGAAAGCUGACGUGCAGAGGCAUAUGACUCUCACCAAGAAGAGACUCAGUGAAUGCAGCUACGGCAAUAAACUCAACAACUCCACCUGUAAACUGAAGGCCCAUGUCCAACCCUGUAUCUGUCCAGUUUGUGGAAAGAUAAUCAAACACAAAGGAGAUCUAUCCAGGCACAUGAGUAUUCACACAGGAGAGAAACCAUUUGUCUGUGGUGACUGUGGGAAAAGCUUCAGUCAGAAGGGAAACCUGAACUUGCACAUACUGACUCACACAGGAGAGAAACCAUUUGUCUGUGGUGACUGUGGGAAAAGCUUCUAUCAGAAGGGAGACCUAAGAAAACAUAUACUGACUCACACACAACAGAAAACAUUUAGCUGUGGUGUCUGUGGGAAAAGCUUCUAUCAGAAGGGGAACCUUACAGAUCAUAUAAGGACUCACACAGGAGAGAAACCAUUUAGCUGUGGUGACUGUGGGAAAAGCUUCAAUUUGAAGGGGAACCUAAGGAAGCAUAAACUGACUCACACAGGAGAGAAACCAUUUAGCUGUGGAGACUGUGAGAAAAGCUUCACUCAAAAGUCUAACCUGCUGACGCAUGUGAAAAACAUCCACAAAGGAGGAAAACAGGAUGAAAAUUAGGACAAAGAUCUUCUGUCAGAAGAUGGAAAUUAAAAGGCCGGAUGUGGACAACAAAAGCACAGCAACUCUGGAUCAUUCAUGAUGUGGGAUUCAGAUAAAUACCUGUGUGGUGAAUGUACUUUUGUAAAGCUUUCUAUGUAAAUAAAGUUUGAUUUGAUUUCAAUGAUGAUGUAACAAUC